AUGAAACCGGCUCAUGGAUCUAAAAAGACCAGCAGCCAUCUUUCAAACAUUAAAAGAACAAAGAAAACCAAGAAAAUCGGGGAGAAUCCUGUAGCACAAAGCAAUAUUGUCUCAAAUCAAAAUAUUGAAAAUAAAAAUGCAGAAAAAUCUCAGAAUCCGACUGCAAAUAUAAAAUUAGGUGGAGUACCAAAGCAAAAAACAAAUUCUGGCAAAAAUAAUAAUUCUGCAUCUUCUUCAUCGAGUUCUGAUGAAAAAAUUAAGACAAAGAACAAUGCAACCCAAUCUAAAAAUGCGAAUCAAGAUAUGCAAGCUUCGAGAUAUCUAAAAUCAGUAAUUUCUUCUAAUGAUAAAUUGAAACUAGACAGAAAUUCAAUUAAAUCAGUACCUUCUAAAGGAGAACUUAUACAACAAAAAGAUAUUCAAAAUAAAUCAGAUCGAUCAAAAAGUAACGAAAAUACAAUUCCUGAACGAGAUAUUAAAAAAUACGAUGUAAACAUUUACAAUUUCGCAUCAGAUUUUACUGCAGAUAGCUUUAUUGGUGUUGAUGAAACACCUUCAACAGAUUCUAGAUUUAUUCGUUUCGUUACUCAACGACGUAAUCUUGCUACAAAUAAGAUAGAAACUAUAGAAAAAUACAAGCUUAAAAGUGGCAUAAAAAUGACACCUGAACUUAAAUUAAUUAAAAAACAAUUAAAUAACGGAACUUACUUUCAGAACAAGAACAAAAUGCAUAAAUCAAAGAAAAUACUUUCAAAUACACGACGAUUAUCUGAAAUGUUAGAUCAAAAAGAAGAAGAAAAAUCGAAAGAAAAAAGAUUUGGAAACGAAGAGGAAGAAGAAGCCAUUUUAACUGAUGAUCAAGAUGCUGAUGUUGAAGAUAAUGAUAUUGAUGAUAAUUACGAAGAAAAAACUCCAAGAAAAUUAAAACAAAUCAAAUUUAGAAAAACAAAGAAGCGUAAAAACAGUGUAUAUAGUGAUGUUAUAGAGGAAUACUAUUCAAAUGAAACAGAAUUUACUUCAUCAGAUAUGAAACCUAAAAAUGUCGAAAAAUAUAAGCCAUUAUUCAUUGCAAAGAAGCGUUUUCAACCUGAUCCGCCAGAAUCAAAGACCGUUCAUAGGAAAUUAGGAGUAAUUGUAGAUAAAUAUGAAGGAUCUCUUGAUAUUCCUAACGAUGCAGACUUUAUUAAGAACUACGGAUCAAUAAGGCCACAAAUGAAAGAAGAAUUCGAAGAAACGAAGAUAUUACCAAAAGAUUAUAAAAAGAAAGGUGAAGAUAACUUUCCAGCAAUAACAUUAUUGCCAACUGGCCAACAUGUUGUCAAGGUUGAUGAUAAGUUUUACAUUGAAAAAGUUGAUAAUGGUUUUUUGACAAGAAUUCGUGCAACAGAAGACGGAAAACGAAUCAUUUUAGUAUCCAAAGGUGAUGAUAAGAAGAAAGAUAGUACUACAAACAAAACAGAUAGAAAUCCCAAUGAGUUUUCAAGUGAUGAUUCAGAUGAUGAAACAACAAGUACGACAGCUACUCAAUCUUCUCGUCCAUCCAACGUCCAACUAUUCAUAUCAAGACAAUCUAGUGGUCAAAUCCAAAAAACGAGCUCAACUGACAAAAAAUUAUUAUUAAAUGACGCCAAACAGAAAGAAAAUCAAAUCACAAAAGAGAAAAAUGAUAAGAAAUCAUUUGGAUCUACUAAGAAUGCAAAAGAAUCAUCAAGUUCGAGUGAAUCAGAAAAAAUCAAUAAUAAAUCAGGCAAAAACAAUCAAAUAACAAAUAAUUCUUCUCAAAUUGUUAAUAAUAACAUGAAUAAGAACGAAAGCAACUCUGAAUCUUCUUCAUCUGAUGAAGAAAAACCAAAAUUACAGUUAAACAACGAAAAAGCGAUUAAAGAAACACAAAAGAAAGAAGAAAAGAAGUUUUCAGAAGAAGAAUCAUAUUAUUAUGAGGAAGAAGAAGAUUAUUCAUCAGAAAUUCAUGUUCCGGAACCAGAAAUGAAACAAAAUUUCCAAAAAUCAGAACCAAAAGAAGAAUCUCCGAUCUCACAAAUACCACAAGCACUUAAAUCAAUGAUUCCUUCACCAAUAUCAGCCAAACUCACUGAUAAAUCUAACAGUAAUUCCGAUAAUGAAUUCAAAGAUUUCUUAAAGUCUUCAAGUGAUUCAAAUGAUGAAUCCAGUACUAGUUUGCAGAGUUUGAAGAAGAAUCCUGUUGUUAGUUUAAAUCAAGGAAAUCCAACACCAACUAAAACAGAAUCAACAGCAUCUAAUUCUCCUAAAUCUCCACGAGAUAGAAGCAAAUACAAACCAAAAGAUUCUCCACUUCCUAAUAAAGAAAAUGAAAAACAAAAGAAGAAAAAUUAUUUAUCACUCAACAACAAAAGGAAGAAAGAAAAUGACGAAAAGAAGAAUCAAAAGAAAAUUGAAGAUGAAGAAUCAGCAAAACGAAAACAAGCUGAUGAAGAAAAGAAAAAGAAAGAAGAAAUCGAAAAACAAAAGAAACUUGAGGAAGAAAAAGAAGCAAAAAUGAAAUUGGAAGAAGAAAAAUCAAAACAAAAGAAACUUGAAGAAGAAAAAAGAAAGAAACGAAAAGAGGAGAAAAAGAAGAAACUCCAAGAAACAAAACUAAAACAGCAAAGAAAACAAGAAGAAGAAAACAAAAGAAAACAAGAAGAGGAAAACAAAAGAAAACAAGAAGAAGAAAACAAACGAAAACAAGAAGAAGAAAAACAAAGGAAACUUGAAGAAGAAAAGAAAAAGAAAGAAGAGGAAGAAAAUAAGAGAAAACAAGAAGAAGAACUUCAAAGGAAACAAAAAGAGAAAGAAGAUAAAAGAAAGAAACAAAAAGAAAAUAAUAAAAAGAACAAGAGAAAACAAUCAUCAAGUAGUGAUAGUUCGGAAAAUGAUAAUAAAAAAGAUAAAAGAAGAAUUCAUGAUGUUGAUAAAAUCAAACUUCCUAACAUGGUUGAUUAUGAACCAGGUGAAGAUUCUAAUACAAUUGAUAAAUCAUCAUCAGAAGAAAUUCCUCCUCUUAAGUUCAAAGCUCCUCCAAUGGAAGCAGAAAAAGAUCCAAACCGCAAAGGACCGAAUGAUUUCGAAUCAGAAGAUGAUGACAUAAUUCCAAAUAGAUCUCCUGUUAAACAACAAGAAGAAAAGAAAGAAACAAACGAACAAAACAAUUUGACAACUGAAACUUACUAUUUCUAUGAGGAAGAAGAGAUUAUUGAAUUUGUUGAACAAGCAGCAGAAAAACCAACUGUUCCAAAGAUUAUUGAUAUUCAUAUUUCAUCAUCAAGUUCAUCAUCUGAUGAAGAAAAACAAGUUCCAGAACAGAAUAAUUUUGAAAAAGCAAAUGAAGUCAAAUCAGAUAAAGAAGAGAACAGUGAUGAUCAAAAACCAAUUUCAUUGUUCAAAGUGAGAGGAGCUAAAACACCUCUUCAACGAUCAAUUGAGAUGCAAACAAAGAAACAGAAACAACAAAUUUCACCAAAAUCAAGACCAAAAAGAGAAACAAAGAAAGAAACUCCAAAGUCAGAAGAUAAAACUAAGAAAGAAGAAAAGAAGAUUGAGAUAUUAAUCAGAGAAUCAUCUUCUUCAUCUACAUCUGAAAAAGAAAAGAAACAAGAGAAACAAAAUAUUCCAGUUGAAGAAAAACCUAAAAAGUCAUCAAAUCCAUUCCGAGUUGUUAUUGAAGAACCAAUUGAUGAACAAACAGUCAAACGAAGUAAAAAGCGAGGCAAUUCACAACAAAACACAAUUUCACCAAUGAAACUAGAAAUAUCUAAAGAAGAUCAAGAUAAAAUGAAUGCAAUUCAAAGUAAGAUACGUAAUUCGUUACUUGCAGAUCAAUCACGAGACACAAACAAAACAAAUAAAGAUUCAUUGGCAGAUUCUCCAUUUGGAAUUAAAAAUUUUGCUUCAAAACGUAAAAAAGAGCAAUCAAAACAAAGAUCUAAAGUUACAUUUAAUAUUGAUGAAGAAAUCAUUAAGGAACAUAAACAAAAGUACGAUGAAGAAACUAAACCUCGUAAAGAAAUUUUAAUUGAAGAAAAAUCACAAAAAGAAGAAGAUAAAACCAAUAAAUCACCAACUGAAAAUAAAGGAAAAGAUGAUUCAAACAAAGAUUUGAAAGAAAGAAAUGAAAACAAAUCUCUUGAGGAGAAAAUUGAAAUCAAAUUAGAUUUCGAUGUUGAAAAAAAGAAUUCUAAUUCUCCAGAAAUCAAAGUUCAAAACGAAAACAAAAAGAGUUCAUCUGGAAAGAAAGAGAAAGACAAUGAAAAGAAAACUAAAACAAGACCAAAAAGAGGAAUUUCCAAAGAUAAGACUUCUAAAGAAAAAGAUGCAACAAAGCAGAAAAGAAGAAAUAGUAAAUCUUCAAGGAAAUCUAAAAACAAAUCUUCAUCUUCUUCAGAUGAUGAUUUAAGUAUUCAUGACUUUCCAGAACCGAUUAAGAAUGAAUCUAAAGACAAAAAGUCAUCAAAGAAUCGAGAUGAUUUUUCCAAUGUUGGAUUCAACAAAACAAUUUCAUCUGAUGAUUCAAUUUAA
Trichomonas vaginalis G3 is the source of this 4536-nucleotide messenger RNA. RefSeq names its product morphogenesis protein SOG2-related family. Bases 1 to 4536 code for a protein of 1511 amino acids. The record is from RefSeq and is a predicted model, not a curated record. NCBI's taxonomy places the organism in Eukaryota, Parabasalia, Trichomonadida, Trichomonadidae. The transcript has a single exon.